This is a messenger RNA of Trichoderma citrinoviride, 585 nucleotides long. RefSeq lists its product as hypothetical. Bases 1 to 585 code for a protein of 194 amino acids. The record is from RefSeq and is a predicted model, not a curated record. Lineage: Eukaryota; Fungi; Ascomycota; Sordariomycetes; Hypocreales; Hypocreaceae. The transcript has 4 exons.
AUGGAUUGUUCUGCCGCUUGCCCCUGCUUGAGAGUACAAAAUUGUAUGAACGAACCCAUUGGCCGUAUACUGCAUCGUGCUACCCAUCCAGUUCCAGACAAAAACGGCUCCAAAGAGGGGAAGCAUAUCCGCAAUGGCUACCCCUGGCCUGCAGAUGGACGAGCUAGCGACACUCGACGGCCAGAAAAACGUGAGGCUGCCGCAGCCCCGGCUCCCCAUGAUGCGCGCGGUCAAGCUACCGGCGCCAGGCCACUAUUCCCGAACAAGCCUCUCUUUGACAGCUCCGACCAAUGCAAGGCGGCCUUUGCGCAACGUGGACGGGACGCCUGGGGUCCCGAGCUCUGUGAACGACUCCGAGCGAACAAGGGUCCAGGCAGGAUCGCGGCACUAGACAAGCCCUCUUCCGAAUCAGCCCAUCCGGCAGGACUCUACCCUGACAGCUCCUCUAUCAUGGGAGGACCUGACGCCUGGCUGGCAUACGAGCAUGUCACCUACCAUCUGGAAAGCGGCGAGUCGUGGUUGGGCAAUCGGUCUCCGUCCCAUUAUCCCAUAAUCGUGCCGCUUGCAUGCACCAUAUGGCCCUAG